AUGUCCUGCUACGACCUGUGCCUGCCCUCCUCCUGUGGUCCCCAGCCGCUGGCCGCCAGCUGCAACCAGCCCUGCUUCCGCCGCUGUGGGGACUCUACUGCUGUCAUCCAGCCCCCCACUGUCAUGGUUACUCUGCCUGGGCCGAUCCUGAGCUCCUACCCACAAAACACGACAGUGGGGUCCACGGCGUCAGCAGCGGUCGGGAGUUACCUCCGGUGCUGUGGGGUCCCCAUGGCCUCCGGCAGUCCCCGGGGGCUGGGGAAGGCUGCUGUUGAAGGGGCGCUGAGCGCAGCCCGCACGGCUGGGCAGCUCAUUGACAUGAGCCAGCACAAGGGUGAACAUCCUCGCAUGGGGGCCCUGGACGUCUGCCCCUUCGUGCCAGUGAUGAACAUCAGCAUGGAGGAGUGUGUCACCUGCGCCCACAUCUUCGGACAGCGCUUGGCAGCAGAGCUGGGUGUUCCUGUUUACCUGUAUGGAGAGGCGGCGCGGGAGGACAGCAGGAAAGCCCUGCCCACCAUCCGCGCUGGGGAAUAUGAGGCACUGCCUGAGAAGCUUGCAAAACCAGAGUGGGCUCCUGAUUUUGGGCCCCCAACCUUUGUACCCCGGUGGGGGGCAACGGUGACGGGUGCCCGGACUUUCCUUAUUGCGUACAACAUCAACCUGCUGUGCACCAAGGAGCAGGCUCACCGCAUUGCCCUCAACAUCCGUGAGCAGGGUCGCGGCGCUGAUCAGCCCGGGCGCUUGAAGAGGGUGCAGGGCAUCGGCUGGUAUUUGGAGGAAGAGAAUAUAGCUCAGGUUUCAACAAACCUGCUGGACUUUGAGACCACACCGCUCCAUGUUGUCUACGAGGAGGUCUGCCAAGAUGCGAAGGCACUGAACCUCCCCGUGGUGGGGUCCCAGCUGGUGGGACUUGUCCCCAAGAAGGCCAUGCUGGACACGGCUGAGUUUUACAUCAAGAAGGAAAAACUCUUCAUCCUGGAGGAGGAAGAGAAGAUCAGGCUGGUGGUCAGCCGUCUGGGCCUGGACUCCCUGUCUCCGUUUCACCCCCAGGAGCGCAUCAUCGAGUACCUGGUGCAGGCAGGAGAGGUGGAUGGGGGGCUGGUGGCCAAGCCACUGGUUGCCUUCGUGCGAGCAGUUGGUGGGAGGUCAGCAGCGCCAGGAGGAGGCUCUGUGUCUGCAGCUGCAGCUGCCCUGGGAGCCGCACUGGGCUGCAUGGUCGGGCUGAUGAGCUAUGGGAAGAAACAGUUUGAGGAGCUGGACCCCAUCAUGAGGAAGCUGAUCCCCCCCUUCCACCAGGGCAUGGAUGAGCUGGUGGCACUGGUGGAUGCUGACUCCCGCGCCUUCAGCAGCUACAUGGAAGCUAUGAAGCUGCCACAAAGCACCCCUGAAGAGCGGGAGAGACGCACGUCUGCCAUGCAGCAGGGGCUGAAGACAGCCGUGAGGGUGCCCUGUGCCCUGGCAGAGAAGGUGAGCAGGCUCUGGCCUGCUCUGAAGGAUCUGGCACGCCACUGCAACCUGGCCUGCAAAUCUGACAUCCAGGUAGGAGCCAAAAUGCUGGAAGCAGCUGUGUUUGGAGCUUACUUCAAUGUCAUGAUCAACCUCAAAGACAUAACGGACGAGAAGUUCAAGCUUGCGAUGUCACAGAAGGUCUCCGGGCUGCUGGAGGAGGCGAAGCAAGGCUCAGCGCUUGUGCUGGCACUGCUGGAGAAGCGGGCGCUCUGA
This is a messenger RNA of Charadrius vociferus (killdeer), 1722 nucleotides long. It is a transcript of the gene FTCD, whose product is annotated as formimidoyltransferase cyclodeaminase. The transcript is spliced from 14 exons. Bases 1 to 1722 code for a protein of 573 amino acids. Gene Ontology annotation, molecular function: transferase activity; folic acid binding; structural constituent of cytoskeleton. Gene Ontology annotation, cellular component: intermediate filament. NCBI's taxonomy places the organism in Eukaryota, Metazoa, Chordata, Aves, Charadriiformes, Charadriidae. The record is from RefSeq and is a predicted model, not a curated record.